AUCUAGUCAACAUUGCCUAUUCCCCUUUUACCAACUGAAGUACCCUUCUUCAUCCCAAGCCAUCCCUCUCAUUCCUUUUUUCAUUUCCUCCCUCUUUCUUCUUCUUGUGCCAGAGACGACUUCUUGUCUUGCUGCCUUGUUUCUUCAGUCUUUCUCUUUACCCUAUCCCUUGCGAAACCAAGCCACCUUGAACCAAAGUCCAAGGAGCUGAACCUUUUUUCGCCUUUUUUCUCUUCUUUGAGACCUUGUCUCUCCUAGGCCCCGCCAAAUUGCAUAUCAAGCACCCCUCGCCUUUUCCGAUUCUAUUCCAUUACAGGACUCGGCUGUCCGUCCGCUCGUUUGCGCGUCCCCCCUAAAAUCUGUCUUCAAGGGGUCUCUUAUCUACAACCACGACUUUUCUCGCCGACAGCCUCAACCAUCUUCAAUCGCAUCCUUUACAUCACCAACAACCAAAUUAAUCAUAAUGUCGGCUGACGAAAAGAUCCGCGUCUCGGGCGAAACGCCUCGUGCGACCACUCCUGUUCUUCCAACGGUUAACCCCGGUCUCGAGAAGUCACAGUCUGCUCGCGCUUCAAUUCACCCUACUUUCUAUGUUAUUGCAUGGAUUGGUUUUUCAUCAUCCGUCAUCCUGUUCAACAAAUGGCUCCUUGAUACCCUCAACUUCCGCUACCCCGUCAUUCUAACGACCUACCACUUGACCUUCUCGACAGUCGUCACUCAGAUUAUGGCCCGAUGGACUCCUUACCUUGACGGCCGCAAGACGGUUAAGAUGACAGCUCGCGUUUACAUCCGUGCCGUUGUUCCCAUCGGUAUCUUCUUCAGCUUGAGUUUGAUCUGCGGAAAUUUGACAUAUCUCUACCUUUCUGUUGCUUUCAUUCAGAUGCUCAAGGCUACCACGCCCGUCGCCGUUCUCAUCUCUGGCUGGAUUCUGGGUGUUUCUGCUCCCAACCUCAAGCAGUUCCUCAAUGUCUCCGCCAUUGUUGUCGGUGUCAUCAUUGCUUCCAUGGGCGAAAUCCACUUCGUCACUGUUGGUGUGCUCUUCCAGAUGGGCGGUAUCAUUUUCGAGGCUCUGCGACUUACCAUGGUCCAGCGCCUGCUGAGCUCAGCUGACUACAAGAUGGACCCUCUCGUCUCUCUGUACUAUUUUGCUCCCAUCUGCGCUGUCAUGAACGGUGUGGUUGCUCUCAUUUGGGAGAUCCCCAGGUGCUCGAUGGCUGAGGUUUACCACGUUGGUCUGUUCACUUUCUUCCUGAACGGUCUUUGCGCUUUUAUGCUCAAUGUCUCCGUCGUCUUCCUGAUUGGCAAGACUUCUGCUGUCGUCCUCACGCUCUGCGGUGUUCUCAAGGAUAUUCUCCUGGUCAUUGCUUCUAUGAUGAUCUGGGGCACCCAGGUUACUGGUCUCCAAUUCUUUGGCUACUCCAUUGCUCUUGGUGGCAUGGUCUACUAUAAGCUCGGCUACGAGCAGAUCAAGGGCCACAUUGCUGAUGCCAACCGACAGUGGGCUGAGUUUGGUGCUCGCAAGCCCAUUCUCCGCAAGGUCACCAUUAUCAUCGCCACCGCUUUCCUCAUCUUCACCUUCUUUGGUGGCCUUGCUCCUGGUUACUCCUCAGAGGUUGAUCCCACUAGACUGGCCAAUGAGGUGUCCAACCGUUUCGGCAUCAACGAUGCCCAGCACGUCUAGAGCUCUGUAUUAUAUGGUGCCAAUGGGAAACAAGACCCUGACGUUUACUUCACGGGGCG
Molecule: messenger RNA, 1740 nt
Organism: Fusarium oxysporum Fo47
Lineage: Eukaryota; Fungi; Ascomycota; Sordariomycetes; Hypocreales; Nectriaceae
Product: triose-phosphate transporter family-domain-containing protein
Exons: 4
Coding region: 464-1681 (405 amino acids)
Cellular component (GO): Golgi apparatus; endosome; trans-Golgi network
Molecular function (GO): antiporter activity
Source: RefSeq, a predicted model, not a curated record